CGUGUUCUUGUGUAUCUAGGGAGGAUAACAGAAGCUCCUAGAGCAAUUUGCUGCUUCACGUAACAUCUUGAUCAUUGCUUGUAAAUAUGUGGUAACUGUCCCGCUACCUUGUCUACGUUGGGCUCGAAAGAAGAUAUGCGAUGUCGGCACAUACCUCACCACCCGCCGACCGAAAGCAACGCGCAAUGACGCCCUUCAUUCACCUCCCGCAUAAGCUCUUAUCGAUAAGACAGCUACUCCGCACCACGCAUCCGUCAGCACCCCAAGCUACCAUACUUGCAGUCUUCGAUUGCUCCUACUCCAAUACCAAAUCCAUCUUCUAAAUCCGCAGCACAAUGCCCCACGCAACAGCCACCGUAAACGGCGUCCAAGUCGCCUCCACUGACACCUACGAAGUCGUCGACGGAAACAUCUACUUCCCACCUGAUAGCAUAACCCAGUCCCACUUCACGCCCACAUCCACCAAAACCCACUGCCCCUACAAAGGCGACGCAUCCUAUUACACCAUCACCACCAACAAGACCGAAGUCAAGGAUGCAGCGUGGUACUAUCCCGAGCCGCUCGAGGGCAUGAAGAAGAUCAAGGGCUAUGUCGCGUUUUACAAGGGCAAGGCCGAGGUGGAGAGUUCGUAG
Messenger RNA from Parastagonospora nodorum SN15, 632 nucleotides. RefSeq lists its product as hypothetical. The transcript is spliced from 2 exons. Bases 336 to 632 code for a protein of 98 amino acids. The record is from RefSeq and is a predicted model, not a curated record. NCBI's taxonomy places the organism in Eukaryota, Fungi, Ascomycota, Dothideomycetes, Pleosporales, Phaeosphaeriaceae.